AUGCAAUCUGCAAAUGCAAAGCAAUUAAGAGCCAGGACCGACAAGGAAGUUAGAAAUAUACAGCUAAUAGUUACCCGUGCAAUAGUACACUGGAUAAAAGUUAUCAAAUUAAACUGGUGUGAAUGCACCGUUCAUUGUAUACUACCUAAUAUUCUAUUUACUCCAGAGUUAGAUCACAUGUCCCUAUACAGCCUUGAAAAUAUGAGACUUAAAAUUCAAGGCCAUGCACAACAAAGUCUGCCGUUACAAGUCAACAUCGAGAUAAAUACUACAUUAAAUAAGCUUGAACUACAAAGAUUUGGGUUUACCCUUAUUGCGCUUGCUGAGAAAUGA
Messenger RNA from Striga asiatica, 333 nucleotides. NCBI's taxonomy places the organism in Eukaryota, Viridiplantae, Streptophyta, Magnoliopsida, Lamiales, Orobanchaceae. The record is from the annotation of a GenBank genome assembly.